CUUGAUGCUACAGAUGGGAAACAGGCUCGUCGCACUGGUUCGAGUUCGCCAUUGGGUGAACUUUUCGAUCAUGGAUGUGACGCUAUUUCUCAGGUGUUUGUCACGUUAAACAUUUGCUAUGCGAUGUUAAUUGGUGAGGAGCGUUAUUUGGUUUUAUUAGUAGUUAUUUUAUCCGUUACGCUUUUUUACUGCGCACACUGGAGCACCUACUGUACAGGGCAGUUGAAAUUUGCCAAAUCUCCAAGCUGCGGAGGCAAUCACUCAGCCGUCUUUGAUUUACGAUAUGAAGAGAAAAUGUUCACUGGUCGUUCGUUAUGUUGCUUGAUUUGCAUGCAGCCGGUAAAUGCAUUGAAUACUGGUGGUUUACUAAGUGUUGCAUUGAGUGUCGGUGUUGCUGGAAGACAUCAAAGAGACGGUACAGGUGGGUGA
This is a messenger RNA of Gongylonema pulchrum, 429 nucleotides long. NCBI's taxonomy places the organism in Eukaryota, Metazoa, Nematoda, Chromadorea, Rhabditida, Gongylonematidae. The record is from the annotation of a GenBank genome assembly.